UUCCAAUGAUUCAGUCUCAUUUGGGAAGUUCACAUUUGAGCUUGACUACGAAGAUCAAUAUUACACCCCAACAGCGACUGCGGAGCAACCUGUUCACUUGUACCGGCGAUGCUCCAGUCAGCACGGAAGCUGCGAAGCUGUAUCUAGCGAAUCAGAUAUUUCAGUAGGAGUGCCAGGUUCCUACGUUACUGGUGGUGACAAUUGUGAUCCUUUACCAUGAUUUUGCGUACAACUUUUGUUUAUAUUUUUGUGUUUUGUGGAACCGCUUUUGGACAAUAUUCCGGUGAGCCAUGUACAGUGCAGAGGACAUCUGCUCCAGGAACCUGUAAAAUUAUCCAGGACUGUCCAGUUGCGAUUUCACAGAUUCGAAGACGUCAACGUAUUACUCGAUGUGGCUUCGAAGGACGAAAUGAGGUCGUUUGCUGUCCAAAUCCCACUCUACCCCCGCCUCCAGAGCCAGAACCAAUGAUCAGUGAUGACUCUCCAAUAAGUCAACGCAAGUGCAAGGAAUACACUGAAGCAGUUUUCGAGUAUAUCGAAUCAGUUAGUCUGGCUGUGGAUGCGAAAAACGAUCGAAUACGAGUGGACAAAUGUGGUCAUAAAACAGUACCAUUAAUUGUUGGAGGUGAACUUGCUAAGCCAAGAGAAUUUCCACAUAUGGCGUUGUUAGGGUUCGAUAAAGGGGGGCUUAGGUGGUCUUGCGGUGGAACUCUGGUAAGCGACCAGUAUGUUCUUUCCGCUGGUCACUGUUUACGCACAAAAGCAGGGAAUCCAGGUUACGUUCGGUUGGGAGAAUUAGUUCUCCUUUCUGACGAAGAUGAGGCAGAACCACAAACAUUGAAGAUUAUCGAAAUCAUCCUACAUCCGGAUUAUAAAACUAAUUCAAAAUAUAAUGACAUAGGUUUAGCCAAAAUGGAGAAGAAGGUGAAGUUGACUCCAUUCAUUCGACCAGCGUGUUUACCAACUGAAUUCGGUGGUCCUGAGACUCUGGCGAUUGCAUCUGGCUGGGGUCACACAGAAUUUGGAGCAAACGAAGGUUCGAAUCACCUGCUGAAAGUUGUAUUGACGAAAUUCAGUCAUCAGGAAUGUAACAUGACAUAUGUAAGCCAACAUUAUCUGGAAAAGAAAGGACUGAAAGAUGGCAUUCGAGAGGAGACUCAACUUUGUGCUGGUUCAAGAACUGCGAUGAAGGAUACUUGCAAAGGUGAUAGCGGCGGCCCACUUCAAGUUUAUCAUUCGAAUUUGUACUGCAUGUACACUGUGAUUGGUGUUACGUCUUUUGGCAUCACAUGCGGUAAUAUUAACAUUCCCGGUGUCUACACUCGUGUGUAUCCUUACGUGAAUUGGAUUGAAAAAAUAGUUUGGCCAGGUCAGUAAAAUGGGACUCUACGUAAAGUAUUGGAAAAUUUAUCGCAUUAACAUUAUAUUCCAAUGAUGCAAAGGAGAGACUUUCAAAAAAGAAAGAAAUUCAAUAAAACAGUGUAUGUCAAUUAUGCAGUGUAACAUUAGCUUUCUAUUCAUUGUAUGUAUAUACAAAUAUGUAUCUCACUUUAUUUACUCUCAA
This is a messenger RNA of Hermetia illucens (black soldier fly), 1564 nucleotides long. Its product is annotated as serine protease snake-like. The coding region runs from base 217 to 1377 and encodes 386 amino acids. Lineage: Eukaryota; Metazoa; Arthropoda; Insecta; Diptera; Stratiomyidae. Gene Ontology annotation, biological process: proteolysis. The record is from RefSeq and is a predicted model, not a curated record. The transcript has 5 exons. Gene Ontology annotation, molecular function: serine-type endopeptidase activity.